Molecule: messenger RNA, 2581 nt
Organism: Diachasma alloeum
Lineage: Eukaryota; Metazoa; Arthropoda; Insecta; Hymenoptera; Braconidae
Gene: chn
Product: transcriptional repressor CTCF
Exons: 8
Coding region: 322-2193 (623 amino acids)
Biological process (GO): regulation of transcription by RNA polymerase II
Molecular function (GO): RNA polymerase II transcription regulatory region sequence-specific DNA binding; DNA-binding transcription factor activity, RNA polymerase II-specific
Source: RefSeq, a predicted model, not a curated record
GCCGUCGAGGAAACAACCUGCAAUUCCUCGGGCACAAACUAAAACCCGGCAUCAAAUAUUUUUCCCGUUACUCCGUGAUUUUUUCAUUGACGAUAUUGUUUAGGUAUUCGUUGACUCGUGAUUUGUUUUUGUGAUAAUUUUUUUUUUUUUCCUUCGGUACACGUGAGCACGGGAGAAUAACAGAGAGGAUUGGGUAGUUCGCGCAAAAGAUCGACCCUCGAAGGGGGUAGAACCCAGUGGACUCGGUCCCUCCCAGGGGCUGUCAGUUAAAGGUCCCCAUCGGCUUUCACAUUUUUCCCUCCCUUUACCGAGAAAAACACCAUGGAAAGCGGUACAACAGGUAUUGGCAGGCUAGACUGCUACGAGGAUAUGUUCAAAGAGAUUACGAGAAAAUUGUACGGCGACGAUCCCGAUCACAGAACCUCUAGUGUACAGAACGAAUUUGAGACUUCGGUUUCGUACAAAAACGACGAGGACACGGGAAAUGGUACUGACUCGGACGAUGGCAAUUGGACUUGCGAGGAAGAACCACUUAAAGGAACUGACGGCAGUAGGAUAGCUUCUUAUCACGCGGGAAAGUCCACCUGGCGUUGUUACGAAUGUGGUGAUUGUAUGGCCGGUGGACCGAGAGAUAUAGCAGAGCACUUUAUGGAGUUGCACUCGUCGAGAAUUUUGGACGAUUCGCGGAAUCGUCACCACUCACCGAGAAAGGAUUACCUACAGAGCGACGUGAAGCUUGAGGAUAUUCUUACGUACCUGGAAAGAGUGCGUGACAGGGCAGAGAGGCAGGCACCACCCUCCAGGAGGACGCAGGAGACCCAAACGGUCCCAGCUGCGUUACUUCCUGCUACAACCCCCUUUCUCCUGCAAGAGCUGCCGACCACGCCGCCACAGCAUUUGCACGCUAACCCCCCAACAAUGACUACCUCUUCAACAACCUCAUCAUCAAGUGGCAAACGCUACACCUGCCCGUACUGCCCCUACGGCACAGACAGACGUGAUCUCUACACCCGUCACGAGAACAUCCACCGUGAGGAGAAGCCCUUCCACUGUUACGUCUGCUACAAGCCCUUCAACCGUGCCGACCAUGUGAAGAAGCAUUUCCUCCGGAUGCACAGGGAGCACACGUACGAAUUGGCCAAGAUAAGACGAACACCGAGCACCAAUGGCACCAAGACAGUCCACGAGAGUAACACCAACAGCGCGGGUAUCAAUGGCACUUACACAACAAACUACAACAACAAUAAGAGCUAUCAGCUGCAGACGACACAGGCGACGGGUGUCGCUGGAGUGACACCAGCUCUCUAUCAGACUGCCAGUAUGACUAGUGUUGUUGGGGUCAUUCAGGAUAGCAAUUGCAGUAGGAGGAUACAGAAUACUGGCUGCAACAGCAAGAGCCACGUCAAGGCCGGCGCCAAGGGGGCUCAGGAGAGGAGAUACACCUGCUGCUACUGCUCAUGGAGUGGUGUCGACAAUUGGUGUCUGAAACGUCACCUGAACACUCACCUGAAGCCCUUCGCCUGCGCUCUGUGUGAGUACAAAGCAGCUCGAGCUGAACGUUUGGCCACACAUGUUCUGAAAGUCCACAACAAACGUCAGUGCUCGAGGUGCUCGUUCCUCGGUGAAGAUGCAGCGCAGUUGCAGCUUCACCAGCUUCAUGUUCAUCGUAUAAACACGGGUAAUUCGUCUGGUGGUGCCUCGGUGCCAGUCUCCGCGGCGCAAUCACCAACACUAGCCAGCCCGACUGCCCCAACUUCUGCUCCUGCACCUGCUCCAACGAUAAACAGACACGAUCCUGUCCAUCCUGCAGGCGGCGGCAGACCACCCCCCGGACCUCCAGUAUUCCCAGCUCCAGCAGCCGCCGUUGUGCCACCACCGACGACAAUCCUUGGUGAAUCAAAUGGCCGAAGUAGAUCUCGAAAGCAGCGAGAGCCCCGAAAGGUCCUGACUCAAGCAGAAAUCGAGGAAGAAGAAGAGGAAAAGCGAAAGAUUGAAUCAAAGAAGCGGAAAAACCCCGCAUGUUGUGUUACCAAAUAUCUCAGGUGUUACCAUUGUCCAGAGGAUGCCUCAGCUCGAGCACAAAGAGCCUAUCACACGAAAGCAUCUCUAGUGUUGCACAUGCUCUGGCGACACCAUCGUCAGUUCAAUAAAUUUCACAAACGUUUGACUGCUAAGCGACUUCAGAGGAGAUAACGAAUGAUUAAAAGUUAUUCGUCAAUGUUUCACCUCGUUUUCCUCGAGUCGUGCAAUUUUCAUUUCACUCGUGAACACAAAGGGGAAAUUAUUAAAAUUAAAAAAAACAGGGAGGUCCAAACGUUUUUCCAUAAUUUUUCAUUGAUAGUUAGGCUUAAGGUACGAAAUGACCAAGGAUAUUAGAAUACGAGAAUUGCUCGGUGAGAGUGAUAUCCAAUCGAUGAGAUUGCCCUAGUGUUUAAGGUAAUAAUGAAAAAUCAAUCGUCAGGAAAAAUUUUUUUAUAUUUCCUAAAGAAUGAGAAUACUUGUAAUUUGUAAAGAAAAUUAUCUUGUUUACGUUGUCAACUUGAAAUAUAUUAUAUCUAUUAUAUUUGGAAGUAAUUUCAAU